This is a messenger RNA of Puntigrus tetrazona (Sumatra barb), 2285 nucleotides long. RefSeq names its product matrix-remodelling associated 8b (gene mxra8b). The transcript has 10 exons. Gene Ontology annotation, cellular component: membrane; cell surface. Gene Ontology annotation, biological process: cell adhesion; establishment of glial blood-brain barrier. The record is from RefSeq and is a predicted model, not a curated record. Bases 149 to 1462 code for a protein of 437 amino acids. NCBI's taxonomy places the organism in Eukaryota, Metazoa, Chordata, Actinopteri, Cypriniformes, Cyprinidae.
GAGCGUGUCAGUGGUCCAGACUAGCAGACGGCAAAGAUUUUGUUUUCUGUCGCUGGUCGACGAAACUCAUGAGGUGAGGAAACAGUCCUUUGAAAAAUCAUUUUCAUCGCUCCCCAGAAUUAACAAAUAUCUUCAACACUUUUCGGACAUGUUUCUUGUGCCGUACAUCUGGACUGCCUUGAUCUUACCAUGUGCCUGGGCACAAAACAGCAUGGCGAGUGUGGUUGUGGAGGCAAGGAACAUUACGGUUCCGGCUGGGUCUGAUGUUCUACUGCCGUGUCACAACCAGCAGAUGGUUUGGAGACAGGAUCGCCUGCGGGACCGUCAGCGUGUCGUUCACUGGGACCUGAUCCGGAACCAACCCGAUUACACUGUGGAGCGCAUUUUAGAUAUGUUCUCAGGGGGAAGAGAGCGUUUGUACAACGACUACAACAGGGGCCGAAUUACUAUUUCAAAAGACGCCUUCAGCGACGGAAAUUUCUCUCUAGUUAUUAAUAAUGUGGACAUGAAUGAUAAAGGUAUCUAUACCUGCAACCUACAUCACCACUACUGCAAGGUCGACCGGUCCAUUCAAAUCCAGCUCAACGUCACUAAAUCACCUCGAAAGGAAAGGCGUGUCUGGAAUGGUGAUAAAUCCGUGUUUGUGGUUCUGGUGGGGAAGAGUGUGGUUCUUCCCUGUGUGAACCGCAGACAAUUAUGGACAGACAGUCAGAGGAGAGAGGACCAGCAGCAGGUGGUCCACUGGGACUGGCAGGCACCUGGGGUCACCCGUGACCGAGCAGACCGCCUCAUUGACAUGUAUGCCUCCGGAGAGAAUAGGCAAUAUGGGCCACUCUUCCUCCGGAAUAAGAUGAACAUCUCAAGCCAUGCCUUCUCCAUGGGGGAUUUCUCCCUGAGCGUCCACAACAUUCAGCCCUCUGAUAAAGGCCUGUAUUCCUGCCACCUUCACCAUCACUACUGUGGCCUGCACGAAAGACGAAUCUUUAGGGUGAUCGUCGGCCCUUCUGUCCAGACUUCGCCCCCGGCGCGUGCCUCUACCGAUGCACCAAAAACUCAUUUUUCUUAUCCUGUCCCACCUGCUGAUGACCCAAAUACAAACAUGGUCGAAGCGCCUCACGUCCUCAAUGUAAUUCUGCCUGAGAAUCAAACUCACCUCUUGCACCAAGUGGGCUACAUCCUGGCAAUCUUCCUGCUGCUUCUGUUAAUGUUCAUUGGCAUCAUUAUGACCACGAGGCACUGCAGAAAAAAAAGGCCUGUGUCAGAGUUUGAGGUUCGAUGGUCUGAACGGGGUCGGAGGACAUCCAUCGAGCUUGAUGCCACAGAACUGCAACCCUACAAUCAGGAGGACUUGCAACUGGACUACAAGAACAACAUAUUAAAGGAAAGGGCGGCGGCAAACAACUAUCCCUCUCCGAAGGUUAUUGAUCUAAACAGAGAAAUGGAGAGAAUGUCAUGGAAGUGAUUCAUAGUGAGCUCCUGGCUGGUCCAGAGCGUUCUGAAUGAGGAGACAUUCAUGGACUUUACAUUUACAUUGGAGUUACUGUCUUUCUACAGCAUAAUUACUGCUUACAUGAUCUCAUAAUACUCAAAUUCUGUUGAAAUUGGUAAGUCAAUUUAAUUGAUAUAUUUUUCUUAUCAUAAUUCCAGUGUACCGUAAUGGUAAUCUAUCGAAUGAUCAAGUUAUAAGCAUAUGCAAUAUGUGUUAGAGCAAUUUGCUGAGUUCAGCAUUUGGUACUCUUCUAUGUCAAAUUUCUAAAUAUAAAAAGUUAAAUUGCUAAAAUUCUGUGUGGUAGAAACCACUGUAAGAGUCUGAAUCUGAAUGGAAAUUUCUUAUGAAACUCAGGAAGCAAACAAAUAGCUGUGGCUUCAGGUCUACAUAAUAAAAGAUGGUACACAAGUGAACCUCAAAGGCAAAUAAAUGUGUAGGUUUUUUUGUUAUUCUGAUGUAUGUUUAUCUAUAUGUUACUUCUCUAUGAAUUUUGAGCCUUGUUGACCUGGACUUCUUUGGUCCGUUUUACAUCAUUAUGUAGAUAGUACAGUUGCAGUUUUUUUUUGUUUUUUUUUUGCAAUAUGAGCGAAUCCCAUUUAUCCUUUUCUAUCAUCAGUUUUUCAACAAUUUCCUUGGUCAGUGAUAUUCAUUUACAUAGGUUAUGAAACAUUUAUGCAGUAGUUUUUAUUUGAUCUGGAGUGUACAUUUAUCUUUACAAUGGUAAUAAAUGAUCUUGUUGGUAUAGAGGACCAAUGUACAAAUAUAAUAAAAUUUAUUCUGAAAAGUUUUGUGUAAU